Molecule: messenger RNA, 1057 nt
Organism: Manduca sexta (tobacco hornworm)
Lineage: Eukaryota; Metazoa; Arthropoda; Insecta; Lepidoptera; Sphingidae
Gene: Srx
Product: sulfiredoxin-1
Exons: 3
Coding region: 94-483 (129 amino acids)
Biological process (GO): cellular response to oxidative stress
Cellular component (GO): cytoplasm
Molecular function (GO): sulfiredoxin activity
Source: RefSeq, a predicted model, not a curated record
CGCGACCUUGGAUUCGAACCGAGUAUCGGCCGCGAAUGACUCGCGUUUAGUGCAGUGAAGUCAUUCGGCUGAUUCAGUCGGUUCACGUGAGUUAUGUUGAAAUCUUUAGUUAGUUUGACAACAGCCACCGUUAACAGAAACUCGUCCAGGAUGGUUAGUGUGCACAGCGCCUAUAAAGAUGAGGUUCAUAACGUACCGAUGUCAGUCAUCAUCAGACCCUUCGUGCCUGAGCUGGAUGAGAAGAAAGUUGAGUCGCUGAUGGAAACUAUAAGAAAAGAAGAAGAGACUGGAACAGUGCCUCCCAUAGACAUACUAUGGAUCAAAGGUUCGCAGGGCGGCGACUAUUACUACAGCUUCGGGGGCUGCCAUCGAUAUGCCGCGUACAAGCGGCUCAACAGAGACACCAUACCGGCCAAACUCAUUAAAUCUACGCUCACUGAUCUCAAAACAUACUUGGGCAGUAGUACGCCCGACUUGAAGUAGACUUUAGGUUAUUAAACGUGUUCUUUGCACACAAUGCCAGUGAUGAGCACAACUGUGGUGGAUAUUUGCAUCCGCCCGGAUAGCGACCACCGCACACAAGGUGUAAAACUCGACAUAGCAGCCCGUGUGGCGCGCCUCCGGUUGAGUGUGUAUAUCUGCUAUUAGACAGGUCGGCAUAAUUACGUUGACCCGCGAGGAAUACCCAUCUCUCGUAAGGCGAGACUAUCUAAACUACUUCACUUACAAUCAGAUGGAGUGGGGUCACUUUAUCGUACAUGGACAGCUGAUUCUGCAUGCAUGCUCAAUAUAUAUUUUUUUAAUCAAUGCUGUAGAUAACGCGUAUACCCUGCAUUACUUUUUACUGGUGUCGUGUGCGCAAUCUACCUAAUAUACCUAAUUUAUAAUUGAUAGAAUAUGGCAAGUGUUACUCAAGGUUGAGGGCGAAAAGACGUCUUUUUUUACAUGAUGUUAUUUUGUAAUAUUAAGUAUAAGCUUAGUUAUAAAUUAUUCUUUUUAUAAAAAAUGUUAAUAUAUUUUUUAAAAACAAAAGAUGAAGAUAUAUUCUAGUCUGCAA